Molecule: messenger RNA, 786 nt
Organism: Adineta ricciae
Lineage: Eukaryota; Metazoa; Rotifera; Eurotatoria; Adinetida; Adinetidae
Source: the annotation of a GenBank genome assembly
AUGGAUGGAAAUUCAAAAAUAAUCAAUGUACCAGUUGACGAAUGUGCCAUAGUCACCGAUGUCUUACCCAGGACGAUCGUUCCUGGAAGCAGUAUUCCGCUUAAUUCCGGCGAAAACCCGCCGGAUAUUCAUAUUUUCCGCGCCGGAAACCACGAGAAAAGACCCGGAAUCCUACUAAAGGAACCGGUCCUGGAACUGGUCGGUUCCGGACCGGAUUGUUCGACCUGGGUAGCGACGACGGAUGUUGAUUCUUGCUUGGUUGUGGCAGCUAUUUUCGAUUCAACAAGCAGUAUUUUUAUCGGUCAUUAUUCCACGGCGGAGAUCGAGGGUUUCGGCGAAUUGAUCACAUUAUACCAUGCUCAGCAGUUUAUGGAGACAAUCGUCGAACAAAUAUGCGAAAACGUCUCGCUCGAUUCGCUGAAAACAGUUUUUCUUAUUGGUGGUUGGAAUUCCAAGCCUUACUUAGCAUUACAAGAACUUGUUGAGAAUAUUCGAAAUGAUGAAAAACGUCGUUGUUCGGAAAGUAUUUCAUCCACUUUAUCUAAAUUGAUUUCUUAUAUUAAAUACGUGCAUCGACAUUUCAAUCUUGAACAUCGUGGUUUUAAUAAUGAAAAGGGUGAACUGAAGAAUGUACUUUAUGCAUCAUCCGAAUCUAACCAACCUGCAUUCAUCAAUGACGUCAUCGCGAUGUCUCAUAGUCGAGCCAAAGCAGCAAAUAUCCAGCCAGAGCCUAUCCAGAAUGAUAUGCUGAAACGCAUGGAAGAGUUAAAAUUACGCAUACAUUAA